Messenger RNA from Phycodurus eques (leafy seadragon), 800 nucleotides. It is a transcript of the gene il21, whose product is annotated as interleukin 21. The coding region runs from base 96 to 530 and encodes 144 amino acids. The transcript is spliced from 6 exons. NCBI's taxonomy places the organism in Eukaryota, Metazoa, Chordata, Actinopteri, Syngnathiformes, Syngnathidae. Gene Ontology annotation, molecular function: cytokine receptor binding. Gene Ontology annotation, cellular component: extracellular region. The record is from RefSeq and is a predicted model, not a curated record. Gene Ontology annotation, biological process: immune response.
GCGUGCGACGUGAAGAUUGUCACUUCCAGCAAACAAAAAUAAACGUACAAACUUCUCGCCACCUGCUCACCGCUGCUGCUGAUUCGGACAUCGACAUGAAACUUGUUCUUUUGUGCCUUCUCGCAGUUUGCUGCUCUUCUUUGGCCAGUGCCGCCGACAUGACACUGGAGAGGAGAAAACUGCUCGAAGUCUUGAGGCAACUCGGUGACGUCAAAGACUCGCUGCAGCGCAGAGAGCUGCUAGUGAACACGCCGCCACAAAAUAUUGAGGACUGCUGCUGUCUGUCGGCGUUACGAUGCUUCCGGGCCAGCUUGCACGUGCAAUUCAACUUGACGGAAAGAAAGCAAAACAAACUUUACCGCAGCCUCAAGCACCCAAUCACUGAGAGAGGUCUUGACUUAUGCAAAUCAGGAAAUGCUGUGGCCACCUGCGCAACGUGUGAUUCGCAUCCGAAGACAACUGCUCGAGAAUUUGUCAACAGACUGGAGUCUCUUAUUCAAAAGGCUAUCAGCAGACUGAGCGUCAACUGAGCAGACAGCAAGUUCAAGUCCCGAAUAGAAAAAGAAGACACUAUGCUGAAAAGACGCCCCAAAACAAGCUGCAGUCUUCUAUUUAUUUAACUUAUUUAUUUAUUAUUUUGAGACGACGGGUUCCCAAAAAAAGCUGCUUUAUCGCCCUCUGGUGGGCUUGGCAUUUGGUCUGCUUCCAUGUCAAAUGUGUCAUUCAUUUCAAUGUGAGAUUCUACCAUAACGACAGAUGUGAUUUAUACUAUGUAUAAUAGCAUCUUGUCGAAGGUUACC